Anguilla rostrata (American eel) is the source of this 11727-nucleotide messenger RNA. RefSeq names its product chromodomain-helicase-DNA-binding protein 9-like. The transcript has 41 exons. NCBI's taxonomy places the organism in Eukaryota, Metazoa, Chordata, Actinopteri, Anguilliformes, Anguillidae. The coding region runs from base 641 to 9712 and encodes 3023 amino acids. Gene Ontology annotation, molecular function: protein binding; ATP-dependent chromatin remodeler activity; ATP binding. The record is from RefSeq and is a predicted model, not a curated record.
GGUUGGGGGAGGGUGGUCUAGGAAUUAGGAGAUUCCCGUGUACGAAACAAGGUUGUGCCACAGGCUGGGGCUCGUGUCUGUGUGAAUGACGAUUACCUCCUCCUCCUCCGUUUCCCACUACGUUGGCGUCACGACACCAGACCAUAGGCUGGGGAAGAGAAGUGGCGAUGUGGAAACACGUGUGCGAUUCGCUCCCUUAACAAAUGGAAGGUCUGGCUAGCCCAGCUGUCUGAGCUCACCGCCGAGAGCAAGUUUGGCCCGUUUCUGUGAGUGUAACUUUCCAGAUAUUCGGAGCGCUAAAUCUAUUGCAUACUUUAAGCUAGGCUGCCUACUUGGAAAGGGAUACCGGUUUCGUCUGAUAGCUACCCAAGCUGGUUGGUUGCCUUGCUAGCUUAGACAAGGGACGAAGACCUCUCUGAAGACGACACGACACUUGCUCGUACACAGGAUGCUAAGGUUGGUGGCAAUAUAAGGAACUGUUUGUAACGAACUGGAGAGCUGUCUUCUCAGCUUCCCUUAAUGGAUGACUCGUGGUUCUGUGUCCUGUGAACCUUUCAGCCACAGAACAGCGAGAAGCCAGCAGGAGUCCGGCGUGGGGGGGGGAUCUGGGAAGGUCUUUUUUUUUGCGUGAGCUUGCGCAAUGACUGACCCCAUGAUGGACUUCUUCGACGACCCCAACUUGUUUGGGGGCGGGCUGGAGGCGCUCUCGGACGAGAGCUUCGCCUCGGGCCCCGUGUCCCUGGUGGACGAGCUGAACCUGAGCGUGGAGUUCGAGCCCCUGCAGGUGGAGCCCCUGGGCAUGGCGAAACACCCCGGCCUGGGCCCCGCCACCUCCCAGCAGGGCCUGACCUUCGAGCAGCAGAUCAGCCAUUUCGAGGCCAUGAAGGCCCCUCAUCCAAUCGGACAGCCUUUCCCCGCCUCCGAGGGCGGGGCCGUCGGCGGCGGCGGAGGCGUGCUGUCCCAGCAUGCCCAGUUCCACAGCUCCCCUGCCCAGCAGGCGCCCCAAUCCAACGGGCUCUUCCCCGACAGCAGCCCCAUGUGGGGCAACCAGGACCAGAACGGCAAUUCCUUUCACCAGCUGCCGCCGCCGCAGCAGCCCGGUCAGCACCAUCAGCACCUUAACCAGCACCACCACCGGCCCCACCACCUGCAGCAGCAGCAGCCCCCGCCGCACGUGGGCCCCCAGCCCCAGGCCCUGCACCCGCACAGCAAGGCCUUUCCGGAGCACCACGAGUUUGACUUUUACCAGGGAAGCCUGGCCCCCAAGCAGCAGCUCCAGCAGCAGCAGCGGCAGCCCAGCCCCCACGGCCUGCCCCGUUCCCUGCCGCUGACCGCUGGCGGGAGCCGCAAUGGCAGCCCUUUCCACCAAGGGGGAGCCGCUAACGCCAUGGCCCAGCCCCCCAAGGCCUAUCUGGACGCCCACAGCCACAGCGCCUCCUUUCCGGGUGGCUCCCAGCAGCAGCAGGGCCGGAUGCUGAGCUGUCAGGGGGCUCAGAAGUUCCCCGGUCCCGCGGAGGACGUGACCGUUUUGCCGUUUUCCCGCUCGCCGGCGCUGUCCUCCUGCUCCGUCACCUCCGGCGCCGCCUACCCUCCGCCCCAGUACUCCUUCCCGGGACAGCCGGCGAUGGGCACCGGCGACCCCCGAACUCCGGCCCCGGCGCCCCCCGGUCCCGCCAAGGCCUCCGCCCUGCACGCGCCCACCAUGCCGGACUUCUCGGGGGCGGGCGACGCCUUCUCGCUGCUCCCCGCGUUGGGCCAGCCGCAGGAGCAGCAGGGGCCCGGGAGCCAGGCGGGGAAGUGCCCGUUCCAGGCCCUGCACCACCCCAGGCCAGCUCAGGGAACCUACAGCAGCCCCGCCAUCUUCUCCCCGGACAUGGGCUGCUACUCCGGAGCCGUGAGCCAGCACCCCUCCGCCCAGCAGGGCGUCUGCCAGACGGCCGCCGCGCCGCCGGUAACCGCCGGCAACGGCUACCCGGCCCUGGACGAGAACCUCCUGCAGCAAGUGGGAGGUCACGGCGGGGCGUUUGGGGAGCUGGAGGCCCCCGACCUCCUGGGGGACGACCUGCUGCCUCAGCUGGAGGCCGCCCUGAGCCAGGGGACCCCCCUGGAGCACCGGGACGACUCCAACUGCUCCUGGGCCAACGGCAACCAGGACGAGGACGAGGACAGCUCCUUCUCUGUGACCUACGAGGCGCAGCAGCCCCGUAAGAACACUAAUGGUUCCAGCAGCCACCCACGGGUCCUCAGCCCUACCAUGAAGAGCAGCUCGUCUUCCUCUUCGUCCUCCUCCUCCUCGUCCUCCUCCUCCUCCUCCUCCUCAGAGAGGAGGCUGCAGAGGAAGCAGCUGAUGGAGCCGCUGCUGGAGGACAAGCAGGAGAAGGCCAACCGCAUCAUCUCGGAGGCCAUCGCCAGGGCGCGGCAGCGCGGGGAGCAGAACAUCCCGCGGGUCAUGAGCCCCGAGAGCUUCCCCAGCUCCUCCGAGCGCCGCGGCCGCCGCGGCAACAAGGCCCGCCAAGGCAAGGGCAAGGCCUCCAAGAAGGCCAGGAUCGUGGCCUCCAAGCAGCCCAAACAGAAGCCCAAGAUCGGGAAAAUCGUCAUCAAGCUGGGCAAGAGGAAGAAGCGGAAGAACGAGUCUUCAGAGGAGCCGUCGGACGACGAGCCGCCGCCGCGCCGGUCCUCCAGAGAGGACGAUUCGAAGAGAAGAUCCAACCGGCAGGUGAAGAGGAAGAAGUACGUGGAGGAUGGGGAGUCCCGGGUGUCGGACGAGGAGGCGCGGGUGAUCGUCAAGGCGAAGAAGCCCAAAAGCGCCCCCGGCCGCAAGGGCCCGUCCGCUCAGCUGUUUGUGGAGAACCCCAGUGAGGAAGAUGCUGCCGUCGUUGAUAAAAUCAUGGCGUCCCGUGUGCUGAAGAACGAGGUCUCUCCUGGAGUCGUGGUUGAAGUGGAGGAGUUCUUCGUGAAAUACAAAAACUACUCCUACCUGCACUGCGAGUGGGCCACUGAGCAGCGUCUGGUGAGGGACAAGAGGAUCCAGCAGAAGAUCAAACGCUUCAAGAUCAAACAGGCGCAGAGGGCGCACUUCUUCGCCGACAUAGAGGAGGAUCCCUUUAACCCUGAUUAUGUGGAGGUGGACAGGGUUCUGGAAGUGUCAUGCUGUGAAGACAAGGACACUGGAGAGCCGGUGGUGUAUUACCUGGUGAAGUGGUGCUCCCUGCCCUACGAGGACAGCACUUGGGAGCUGAAGGAGGAUGUGGACCAGCUGAAGGUGGAGGAGUUUCAGCAGCUGCAGGCCAUCCGGCCCGACCUGCGCAGAGUGGAGCGACCCCCAGCCAGCCACUGGAAGAAGAGGGAGCAUUCCCGGGAAUACUGCAACGGCAACAGCCUCAGGGACUACCAGCUGGAGGGAGUCAACUGGCUGCUCUUCAACUGGUAUAACAGACGGAACUGCAUCCUGGCUGAUGAGAUGGGCCUGGGAAAAACCAUCCAGUCCAUCACCUUCCUGGAGGAGAUCCACCGGACGGGGGUCCGCGGGCCCUUCCUCAUCAUCGCCCCGCUCUCCACCAUCGCCAACUGGGAGCGCGAGUUCCGCACCUGGACGCAGCCCAACGUCAUCGUGUACCACGGCAGCGGGGUCAGCCGCCAGAUGCUGCAGCAGUACGAGAUGUACUUCAGAGACACACAGGGACGCCCGAUCCACGGAGCCUACAAGUUCCAGGCCGUCAUCACCACCUUCGAGAUGAUCCUGGGCGGCUGCCCCGAGCUGAACGCCAUCGAGUGGCGCUGCGUGAUCAUCGACGAGGCGCACCGCCUCAAGAACAAGAACUGCAAGCUGCUGGAGGGCUUCAAGCUGAUGAGCCUGGAGCACAAGGUGCUGUUGACGGGCACUCCCCUGCAGAACACGGUGGAGGAGCUCUUCAGCCUGCUCCACUUCCUGGAGCCGUCCCGCUUCCCCUCGGAGAACACCUUCCUCCAGGAGUUUGGGGACCUGAAGACCGAGGAGCAGGUCCAGAAGCUCCAGGCCAUACUGAAGCCCAUGAUGCUCAGGAGGCUGAAGGAGGACGUGGAGAAGAAGCUUGCCCCCAAAGAGGAGACCAUCGUGGAGGUGGAGCUCACCAACAUCCAGAAGAAGUACUACCGCGCCAUCCUGGAGAAGAACUUCUCCUUCCUGGCCAAGGGAGCGGGCCAGGCCAACGUGCCCAACCUGGUCAACACCAUGAUGGAGCUGCGCAAGUGCUGUAACCACCCCUACCUCAUCAAAGGGGCGGAGGAGAAGAUCCUGGAGGACUUUCGGGAGGUGUACAGCCCUUGCGCCCCGGACUUCCACCUGCAGGCCAUGGUGCAGUCCGCGGGCAAGCUGGUCCUCAUCGACAAGCUGCUGCCCAAGAUGAAGGCCGGGGGCCACAAGGUGCUCAUCUUCUCCCAGAUGGUGCGCUGCCUGGACAUCCUGGAGGACUUCCUCAUUCAGAGAAGGUAUCUUUAUGAGAGGAUUGAUGGGCGUGUCCGAGGAACCUGCAGGCGACACCGCUUACGAUACCGCUUCCUGCUCUGCACGCGGGCGGGGGGGCUGGGCAUCAACCUGACCGCCGCCGACACCUGCAUCAUCUUCGACUCGGACUGGAACCCGCAGAACGACCUGCAGGUGAGCGCUUCUGUGGCUCCGCCUCCGUGGCUCCGCCCCCGUGACUCCGCCCCCAUGACUCCGCCACCUCCCCCAUUCUAUGAUAGAGAAAACGCCAUCGCUUCCAUCUGUGGAAAUUCACCCAGUGACGUGUACCGGCUGAUCACGCGGAACUCGUACGAGCGGGAGAUGUUCGACCGCGCCAGCCUGAAGCUGGGCCUGGACAAGGCCGUGCUGCAGAGCAUGAGCGGGCGGGAGAGCGGCACGGGCGGGAUCCAGCAGCAGCUCUCCAAGAAGGAGAUCGAGGACCUGCUGCGCAAGGGGGCCUACGGCGCCAUCAUGGACGAGGAGGACGAAGGCUCCAAGUUCUGCGAGGAAGACAUCGACCAGAUCCUGCAGCGCCGCACCAAGACCAUCACCAUCGAGUCCGAGGGCAGGGGCUCCACCUUCGCCAAGGCCAGUUUUGUGUCAUCUGGAAACAGGACGGACAUCUCCCUGGACGACCCCAACUUCUGGGACAAGUGGGCCAAGAAAGCAGAGAUCGACGUGGCAACAGUCAAUGGCAGAAACAGCCUGGUCAUCGACACCCCGCGGGUCCGCAAGCAGACGCGCCCCUUCAGCGCCACCAAGGACGAGCUGGCCGAGCUGUCGGAGGGCGAGAGCGACGGCGGCGGCGACAAGCCCAAACUGCGCCGCCCGCACGAUCGCCUCAGCGGCUACGGACGCACCGAGUGCUUCCGCGUGGAGAAGAACCUGCUGGUGUACGGGUGGGGCCGGUGGAAGGACAUCCUGCUGCACGGCCGGUUCAAGCGGCCGCUGAGCGAGCGCGAUGUGGAGAUGAUCUGCCGGGCCCUGCUGGCCUACUGCCUGGUGCAUUACCGUGGCGACGACAAGAUCAAGAGCUUCAUGUGGGACCUGAUCGCCCCUACAGAGGACGGCCGCACCCGGGAACUGCAGAACCACCUGGGUCUGUCCACCCCUGUCCCCCGGGGGAGGAAGGGGAAGAAGAUGAAGACUCAGGUGAGCUCCUUCGACAUCCACAAGGCCGAGUGGAUCAGGAAGCACAACCCCGAGCACCUGCUUCAGGACGACGGCUACAAGAAGCACCUCAAACACCACUGCAACAAGGUGCUGCUGCGGGUCAGAAUGCUCUACUACCUGAAACAGGAAGUGAUCGGAGACCAGUGCCAGAAUGUUCUAGGCGGAGCGGACUCCAGAGAGGUCGAGGUUUGGGUUCCUGAGCUGGACCACUCCGAACUCCCGGCCCUCUGGUGGGAUGCACAGGCCGACAAGAGUCUCCUGCUGGGAGUGUACAAGCACGGCUAUGAGAAGUACAACACCAUCCGCGCGGACCCCGCCCUCUGCUUCCUAGAGCGCGUGGGGCGUCCCGACGACAAGGCCAUCGCGGCCGAGCAGCGAGCCAACGACUUCAUGGACGGGGACGUGGACGAUCCAGAAUACAAGCCGGCCCCGGCUCUGCUGAAGGAUGAUAUGGAGGAUGACGCCUCCUCUCCAGGGGACCUGGUCAUAACAGACACUGCUGGAGACGGCGGGGUGGCGAUGGAGGGGGACGUGGCGUACUGGCCCCCCCCCUCCGCCCUGACGGCGCGGCUCCGGCGGCUGAUCACCGCCUCGCAGCGCUACACCAAGAGCCGCCAGAUCCAGCACAUCCACCAGACCCAGCAGGCCGUGCUGCCGCAGCCCUGCGCCGCCUCGCCCGCCCUCAACCACUCCCUCAGCCCCAAGAUGGCCGCCAAGAUGGAGCGGCAGCAGAGGUGGACCCGGCGAGAAGAGGCGGACUUCUACCGCGUGGUGUCCACGUUCGGCGUGGUGUUCGACCCCGAGCUGGGCCGCUUCGACUGGACCAAGUUCCGCGCCAUGGCCCGGCUGCACAAGAAGACAGACGAGAGUCUGCGCAAGUACCUGCGCACUUUUACCGCCAUGUGCAGACGAGUCUGCCGCCUGCCGCCCAGAGACGGGGACUCGGUGGACCCAUCCAUCUCCAUCCAGCCAAUCACGGAGGAGCGCGCGUCGCGGACGCUGUACCGCAUCGAGCUGCUGCGGAAGGUGCGGGAGCAGGUGCUGCGCCACGCCCAGCUGUACGAGCGGCUGGCGCUGUGCCAGGCGGGGCCGGACCUGCCCGUGUGGUGGGAGGCGGGCACGCACGACCGGGACCUGCUGAUCGGCGCCGCCAAGCACGGCGUGAGCCGCACGGACUACCACAUCCUGCGCGACCCCGAGCUCUGCUUCAUGAGCGCCCAGCGCAACUACAGCCACGCCAAGGGGGCCCCGCCCCGCCCGGCCCCGCCCCCGCCCCCGCCCCUCCUGCAGCCCCACCACCAGGCCGCGCUGGCGGGCUCCCCCCUGGCCCGGCAGCCCGACGCCAGGGGCCCCCCCCGGGACGAGGAGCGCCGGACGCUGCCCAAAGAGGAGCCGGUUUCGGACCAGGAGGAGCUCGGGGACGGGAGGGCGCAGGCGGAGGGGUGGAGCCCCAGAACGGGCCCCGGGACCCCGACGGGGCCGGACGGCAGACCCGGUUCCGGUAAGGGCCCCAGCGAGAAGCGCAUGGUGGCGGCGCGGACCAAGCCGCUCACGCCCAACUCCGCCACGCAGAAGCAGAGGAAGCCGCGCAAGAGGAGCCGCAAGGAGGCGCGCAGGGCCUCCGACUCCGACGGCUCCUCCUCCUCGUCCUCCUCGCGCUCGUCCUCCUCCUCCUCCUCCUCCUCAUCCUCUUCUUCCUGCUCCCGCUCGGGCUCCAGCUCCUCCUCAUCUUCCUCCUCCUGCUCGUCCGGAUCCUCGUCCUCCUCUUCCUCCUCUUCGUCCGAGGGCAGCGACAGCGAGGGCGAAGAACGAAAGAAAACUGCGACCGCGGUCCCCAGCGUGAAGGCCUUCGACGAGGACAGCGUGGCCUCCCUCAGCACCACGCAGGACGAGACGCAGGACAGCUACCUCACCGAGAACGGCCUGCCCAACUCGCACCACCCCUUCCAGGGAGGCUUCAUGCUCGCUGCCUCCUACUGGCCAAAGGACCGAGUCAUGAUCAACCGGCUGGACAGUAUCUGUCAGGCCGUCCUGAAGGGCCAGUGGCCGGGGGCGCGGCGUGCCUACGAGCCCAGCGUGGUGUCCUCCUUUUACACCACCAAGCUGCGGGACAGCCCCGGCGGGCCGGGGGACGCCCCGGGCCCCCCCGGCCCGGGAGAGGAGCCCCCUGCCUCUCCUCAGAUGUCAAAGGUGAAGAAGCAUGUUCCAGACAAGGAGUUUACAGUGAAAAUCAAUAACGAAGGGGGUUUGAAGCUGACUUUCCAGAAGCAGGGCGUCCCGCAGAAGAGGUCGCUGGAGGGCGAGGAGGGGCCCCUGGGGCAGCCGCAGUACCUGGCCCGUCUGCAGGAGCUCCAGAGCGCCUCGGACGCCGCCGGCCUCGCCGAAUUCUGCCAGCCCCCCGCCCCCGCCGCCGCCGUGGGCCAGGGGUUCCCAGGGCAUAUGAGGGUCAACGGGGUCAUGGACGGCCAGCCCGUGGUGAAGAAGAGACGGGGGAGGAGGAAGAACGUGGAGGGCAUGGACCUCCUGUUCAUGAACAAGACCCGAGUCCCUGUGACGCCAGAGCAGGUGCCCGCAGGGUGGAGUGGCAGUGCCAAGGCCAGCCCUGCCGCGGGCCCCACGCCGGGGUUCGGCCAGGGCCCGGGGCCCGUGGACACGGAGAGCAGGGUCCCCGUCAUCAACCUGAAAGACGGGACGCGGCUCGCCGGAGACGACGCCCCCAAGAGGAAAGACCUGGAACUGUGGCUGAGAGAGCACCCGGGCUUCGUGGCUGACGUUGGGGCCUUCAUCCCCGGGGUCAGCAAGGCCCCGUUUCCGGAAGUCCGGCCCAAGCAGAAGCGGCACCGCUGCAGGAACCCCAACAAGAUGGACGUGAACAGCCUGACGGGCGAGGAGAGGGUGCAGAUCAUCAACAGGAGGAACGCCCGGAAGGUGGGCGGCGCCUUCGCCCCCCCGCUGAAGGAUCUGUGCCGCUUCCUGCAGGAGAACCCGGAGUACGGCGUGCCGCCGGAGUGGGCCGAUGUGGUCAAGCAGUCGGGGUACCUGCCCGAGAGCAUGUUCGACCGCAUCCUGACCGGACCCAUCGUGCCCGAGGAGGUGUGCCGGCGGGGGCGGCGUCCCAAGAGCACGCAGGCCAAGGCGGCGGCGGCAGCGGCGGCGGCGGCCAACGCAGGCUCCGCCCCCCUGGGCCUCAGCCCCCUGCUGGCCAAUGGGCUGCUGUCGGGCAUGGACCUGUCCAGCCUGCAGGCGCUGCAGCAGAACCUGCAGAGCCUGCAGUCCCUGCAGCUGACUGCCGGCCUCAUGGGGCUGCCCGGGGACGCCGGCAGCCUGGCCGCCAUGUUUCCCAUGAUGCUCUCCGGCAUGGCCGGCCUUCCCAACCUGCUGGGCCUGAGCAGCCUGCUGGGGAAGGCCCAGGAGGCGGCCGGGGGCGCCGAGCGCAAGAGGAAGGGACCCCGCGGCAAGGGGGGGGACCGCUCGGCCCCCAGGGCCCCCAGGACCCCCGGCUCGGCCCCCAGGGCCCCCAGGACCCCCGGCUCGGCCCCCAGGGCCCCCAGGACCCCCAGCUCGGACCCCAGGGCCCCCAGGACCCCCAGGACCCCCGGCUCGGACCCCAAAGGCGAAAGGACAGAGGGCGAAAGCGCUGAGCCUCGCGCCGGCGACCCCCCCUCCUCCUCCUCCAGCAUUCCACCAAGUGCUUCUGCCGCGGCCUCCUCGGGCUCCGCCCACCCGGGGGCUCUCAACCCCUUGCUGCUCUCCAGCAUGCUGUACCCAGGGAUGCUGCUGCAGCCCGGCCUCGACCUGCCCGUCUCCCCGCUGCCGCAGCCCGGCGCAUUCGACACGAACGCUGACCCCGCCGCUCCGCCCGCCCCCCGCGUCACGCAGGAGCAGGGGCGGGGCGAGGCGGGGAGGAGGCGCGAGAAGGAGGAGUCCGGGAGCGAGUCCGCGGACCCCAAGGGGAACAGCGGCGCCGAAGGCUCGGACAAAGGGGAGUCCUCUUCGUCGGAGUCGGACAGCUCCUCUUCGUCGUCGUCGGACUCGGACUCCAGCGAUGAAGACUGAGCCCUGUGUAUUCACAGCACUUGCAUUGCGAUUUUUCCCUUAUUUGUAAAUAACAAAAUCAAAGUGUUGUGUAAUAAAGACAAAAAAAAAACCCUAAAAAAUGGAUCUAGAGAAACUGAAAUUAAAUUUCAGUGUUUGUUCAAAAGGUACAAUAUUGUUUUGAUAGAUAAUUUGCAUGUUGAACUUUUAUUAGACUUCGAAAAUUUGUGAACUUGUAUUACACUAUGGUGUACAAUUGCAGCAAAAAAAAAAAAAAAAAAACACAAAAAGGCAUUAUUGUUAUUAUGUUGGGAUUUAAUUUUAUUAAAAAAAAGAGAAUUAACGCUCAUCGCGAGCUGUAUGUUUAAUAUAUUUGGAGUGGAUAAAAAAAACAUCUUUAUAAAUAUUUUGGUUUAAUUUGUAAAUACUUUUACAGGCUCCUUGACCGUUAUGAUUUACAGAUGAAACUUUGGAAAAGUCAGCAAUAACUCAGGCAGCUAUUGAAUGUCACAGAAGCUGUUUAGCCUCAGACCCUCUGGUGGCUGUUCCCGGGGAGCAGUGAGCAGUUUUGGCGCCCGUUCUCAUUGGCUGGUCCCUUGUUGUCCAGCUUCUCCACCCCAGAAAGACGGGGGACAUUCUGGGUGGAGUCAUCGCACCUCACCACAUAGGAAAGUUCCUUAAAAAAAAAAAAAAACCAUGGCUGUACGCAUCACACGCCUGUAUGUAAAUAUAAAUUUAUCUCUAUAUAUACUGUAUAUAUAUAUAUAUAAUAUUAUUAUUUUUCUUCAGAAGUAGAUCUUCUCAACUGAGCUGCACUUUAGUCUCAUAAGUGCUCUUGCACAAGUAUCCAGGUCGGUCCGGAGGCGAGGGUCCGCUCUGUGUGUGUGUGUGGGCGGAGCCUAGCUCGGGGUCGGACUCCGCGCCGAAGGACCAGGAGACUGGACAACAAGCGGCCGCAGAACCCCCCCCCCCGGUGCGCCAAACGCUUGCUCCCAUUCGUGGAAACCCUGCUCAAGAAUAAAUAAAUAAAUAAAAGGAUGAAAUUUAAAAAAUAAAGCAAAGAGGAAAAGCUGUCUUGUGUUGUAGUGCGCUGCUGAUUUGCAUUUCAGAUUCGUGUGUGAGUUGUGAGUUCUGUGAGACUGUGUGUGAAUCCAUCGAGCCCUGGAGAGCCCCAGUGUUUUCCGUUAUUUUUAUUUUUUUUCGUGGUUUCCUCUCAGUCAGCAGCCUGUUAAAAAGGCCCAGAGAACAAGGUGGGUUCCCAGCUAACAACCAAACGUUCUCACAGAACGCUGUUGUGAAAUGCAGCAGCACUGUUGUAACAUUGAAAGAACAUUCCAGUAACAUCGUGAGAACAUUGUGUGUUCGCUGGGUGGAUUCUUCAGCUAAUUGAUGAUUUGGUCACUGUUGCUGAAACGGACCGGAAGCCAGCAGGCACUGGGGCCUUCCAGGACAGGUGUGUCACACACACACACCUGGGGGCUGUUUUAACUGCUCACCUGUGCUGAGAGCAGGUACAGCUUACUGCAGGUUACUUGUAGCUCUGUUGGCUUGGAGGACACGUACACUUGUUUUGUAGUGUGUUGCAUACUCUCUCUCUCUCUGUGCAGACAGUCAUGUCCGCUCCCAUUCACUGUGUCCUUAUGUACACUUUUGUGCUUUCUAUGUUGGGUGGGUCCCCCCUCCCCCUCCCCCGUCUGUCUGUUUCAUUCUUGAGAUUGUUCUGAAUGAGUCAUGUACUGGCAGUCCACCCCCCCCCCCCCACAAAUAGCACACGGAGGCAUCUGAUGUAAUCCAGUCUGUUUGGGGGGGGGGGCUGACCAUUUCCUGAUCCCGCUGACUGGAAAGUCGGGGUGUAACCACGCGCAGAUUCCUUGGUUACUGUCGCCAUCGGAGAUCUGAACCUUGACAUCAGUAGCUUUGUUGGAGUGUAGUCACAGUCAUGAGAGCAAGUGACACACAUUUUACGUGAGAAAGGCCCAUGGUUGGUUAACUGUCAUGAACAUUUUUGGCUGAUUAAAACACGAUGAUGGAUCUGA